AUGGCCAGCACAGAGAUGGAGGUAGAUGCAGCUGGCUCUGCUCCUGCACAGGACGAAUCCCUUAUGCAAACACACGGAAAAGCGACCGCGGUGCGAUCAAUCGAGGGGUGGAUAAUCAUCGUCACCAACGUCCACGAGGAGGCAGAUGAAGAAACGAUCCAGGAUACAUUUGGCGAAUUCGGCGAGAUUAAGAAUCUUCACUUAAACUUGGAUCGCCGAAGCGGUUACGUCAAAGGCUAUGCUUUGAUCGAACAAUACAAGUGGAUUUUGCCUUUGUGCGACCGCCGCCUGGCAAGGGAGGACGAGGUGGAAGAGGCGCUGGCCGCCGAUCUGGACGCAGCCGCAGUCGAAGCCGAAGCCCCGACGUCAAGGACGCAGAUGAAAUUUCUACAAAAUGCCGAUAUGCAGGCACUUCGAGCCAAGUACCGAGAAGCAUAUCGGCGCGCAUAUCGCGAUUCAAUAGAAACCGAGACCAAUCAAAUCGCGUCUGCUCACGAAUAG
This is a messenger RNA of Akanthomyces muscarius, 501 nucleotides long. RefSeq lists its product as uncharacterized. Lineage: Eukaryota; Fungi; Ascomycota; Sordariomycetes; Hypocreales; Cordycipitaceae. Gene Ontology annotation, molecular function: mRNA binding. Gene Ontology annotation, cellular component: cytoplasm; nucleus; exon-exon junction complex. Gene Ontology annotation, biological process: RNA splicing. The record is from RefSeq and is a predicted model, not a curated record. The transcript is spliced from 5 exons. Bases 1 to 501 code for a protein of 166 amino acids.